This is a messenger RNA of Tupaia belangeri chinensis (Chinese tree shrew), 2084 nucleotides long. RefSeq names its product kelch like family member 17 (gene KLHL17). Gene Ontology annotation, molecular function: protein binding. The transcript is spliced from 12 exons. Bases 40 to 1812 code for a protein of 590 amino acids. NCBI's taxonomy places the organism in Eukaryota, Metazoa, Chordata, Mammalia, Scandentia, Tupaiidae. The record is from RefSeq and is a predicted model, not a curated record.
GAGCGCGCCCGAACAAGGCAGACCCGGCCCGCGGCCCCCAUGGAGGGUGCGAUGCAGCUCCUGAGCCGAGAAGGCCACAGCGUGGCCCACAACUCCAAGCGACACUACCACGAUGCCUUUGUGGCCAUGAGCCGCAUGCGGCAGCGUGGCCUCCUGUGCGACAUCGUCCUGCACGUGGCCGCCAAGGAGAUCCGAGCACACAAGGUGGUGCUGGCCUCCUGCAGCCCUUACUUCCACGCCAUGUUCACAAAUGAAAUGAGCGAGAGCCGCCAGACGCACGUGACGCUACAUGACAUCGAUCCUCAGGCCUUGGACCAGCUGGUGCAGUUUGCGUACACGGCUGAGAUUGUAGUGGGCGAGGGCAAUGUGCAGACUCUGCUCCCGGCCGCCAGCCUCCUGCAGCUGAACGGUGUCCGAGACGCCUGCUGCAAGUUUCUGCUGAGUCAGCUGGACCCCUCCAACUGCCUGGGCAUCCGGGGCUUUGCCGACACACACUCCUGCAGCGACCUGCUCAAGGCGGCACACAGGUACGUGCUGCAGCACUUCGUGGACGUGGCCAAGACCGAGGAGUUCAUGCUGUUGCCGCUGAAGCAGGUGCUGGAACUGGUCUCUAGUGACAGCCUGAACGUGCCUUCAGAGGAGGACGUCUACCGUGCAGUCCUUAGCUGGGUCAAACACGAUGUGGAUGCUCGGAGGCAGCAUGUCCCUCGGCUAAUGAAGUGUGUACGGCUGCCACUGCUGAGCCGUGACUUCCUGCUGGGCCAUGUGGACACCGAGAGCCUGGUAAGGCACCACCCUGACUGCAAGGACCUGCUCAUCGAGGCUCUCAAGUUUCACCUGCUGCCCGAACAGAGGGGCGUCCUGGGCACCAGCCGCACGCGGCCUCGGCGCUGUGAGGGUGCUGGCCCUGUACUUUUUGCCGUGGGUGGUGGGAGUCUGUUUGCCAUCCAUGGAGACUGUGAAGCGUACGACACUCGCACCGAUCGCUGGCAUGUGGUGGCCUCCAUGUCCACACGCCGGGCCCGGGUGGGAGUGGCUGCAGUUGGGAACCGGCUGUACGCAGUGGGCGGCUAUGAUGGGACCUCAGACCUGGCUACCGUGGAGUCGUAUGAUCCAGUAACCAACACAUGGCAACCCGAGGUGUCCAUGGGCACACGGCGGAGCUGCCUGGGAGUGGCUGCUCUGCAUGGGCUCCUUUACGCAGCUGGGGGAUAUGAUGGCGCCUCCUGUCUCAACAGUGCUGAACGCUAUGACCCCCUGACGGGAACGUGGACAUCCAUCGCUGCCAUGAGUACCCGGAGGCGAUACGUGCGUGUGGCCACACUUGAUGGGAACCUGUACGCCGUGGGCGGUUAUGAUAGCUCUUCACACCUGGCCACCGUGGAGAAGUACGAGCCCCAGGUGAAUGCAUGGACUCCAGUGGCCUCCAUGUUGAGCCGGCGCAGCUCAGCGGGCGUUGCAGUGCUGGAAGGGGCCCUGUAUGUGGCAGGGGGCAACGAUGGCACAAGCUGCCUCAACUCAGUGGAGAGAUACAGCCCCAAGGCUGGUGCCUGGGAAAGCGUGGCACCCAUGAACAUCCGCAGGAGCACGCAUGACCUGGUGUCCAUGGACGGCUGGCUGUACGCUGUAGGAGGUAACGACGGCAGCUCCAGCCUCAACUCCAUUGAGAAGUACAACCCGAGGACCAACAAAUGGGUGGCCGCAUCCUGCAUGUUCACGCGGCGCAGUAGCGUGGGUGUGGCGGUGCUGGAGCUGCUCAACUUCCCACCACCGUCCUCGCCCACGUUGUCGGUUUCCUCCACCAGCCUCUGACCCGCAGCGCGGAGCCCACAGAGGCCCGGCAGCCUUCUACAUGCCUUAAGCCCCACCAGGGCAGCCCCAGCGCCUCCCUCUCAUCAGUCCUCAUGUGUCAGGGGUGGGGUCCAUGGUUCCCACCAGGGAUAACCUGCAUCGUCUGUCCAUGUCUCUGUGUUCAUUCCUCAGCGUUCGUUUGUGUGUGUGCCGUUUGUUAUUUAUUUACUUAUUUAUUUAUUUAUUAAUUCGUUAUUUAUUGAUGGAUGAACACCGCUGCAUCUACCAGUUUA